UGUCGAUAGAUGUCCUUCCCACUAUCCGCAAUAUAUUUUAUGAAGAUUUUCGAUGUUGCAGAUAAAUCGUUCGUAAAAUGUUCCAGAAUUUUUCUGUGUCUAAAGCUACCCUUAUUGGUAUCACAAGAUCUGCCCGAUCUAAAAAAAAACUUCCCAGAGAUGGUUCAACAAUACGUAUUUACAAUGUUGUGCUACAGUCUCAAUUAUCACAAAUCACAAAUAUACAAGGAUUAUCAGUCAGAUUCUAUUCGAAUCCAGCGAGGAGACCCAGUUUCUUUUCUCAGUUUCUUGAAAAUAUCAAACAUGAAAUGCAAAAGAAUAAAGAGAUGAAAGAGUCUUUGAAAAAGUUCAGGGAAGAAGCAGAAAAACUAGAACAGUCAGAAGCAUUGCGUUCUGCCAGACAGAAAUUUCAAGCAGUUGAAUCUGAAGCUACCAAAGGAUCUGAAGCUCUUAAAGAAAAGUUAGAAUCCUUAAAAGGAAAGGUACAAGAAGUUCUUGAAGAAGCAAGUAAAACGGAAUUAGGGAAGAAAGCUGGUCAACUGAGUGAAGAAAUAACAAAGUCAGCAAAAGGAGCAGCAGAGACAAUAUCUGAAAAAAGCCAGGCUUUAGGUAAAACAAGUGCAUUUCAAACAAUAUCACAAACUGCAGAAGCUGUACGUGAGGAAUUAGAUCAUCAAGGAAUGCAUGGAAAAGUGUAUGUUGCUCCCAAGGUAUUGAGGAAAAGAAAAGAUGUGGUAGAAUCAGUAGAUAGCAAAGUUGUCCAACCAAAUGAACAGGCUAUGGACGUUGAAUUGCAUAAAGAUUCUAAAUUUUAUCAAUCAUGGCAAAACUUUAAGGAUAAAAAUCCAUAUGUGAAUAAAAUAUUAGAAUGGAAGAUCAAAUACGAAGAAUCCGAUAAUCCCGUCAUUCGUGCCUCUAGACUACUGACGGAAAAGGUUACGGAUAUAGUUGGUGGAUUGUUUCAAAAGACAGAUUUGUCUGCAACACUAACAGAAAUUUGUAGACUAGAUCCCAGCUUCGAUAGAAUACAAUUUUUAAAAUAUUGUGAAACAGACAUUAUUCCAAAUAUUCUGGAAGCUAUGGUAAGGGGGGAUCUUGAAAUUUUAAAAGAUUGGUGUCACGAAGCUCCGUACAAAGUAAUAGCACAACCAUUGUUACAAGUAGAAAAACUGGGAUAUAAAUUAGACAAUAAAAUUUUAGAUAUCAACAACAUAGAUUUAAUAAUGGGUAAAGUAAUGGAACAAGGACCAGUUUUAAUAAUCAGUUUCCAAUGUCAACAAAUCAUGUGUGUGAGAGAUGGCAAGAAAAAUGUUAUUGAAGGAGAUCCUGAAAAAGUAAUGCGUGUCAAUUAUAUAUGGGUAUUAUGUCGUGACCCUACCGAACUUAAUCCAAAAGCUGCAUGGCGUUUACUUGAUCUUAGUGCUACUAGUACUGAACAAUUUGUAUAGUGUAUAGUUUAGGUAUGAAUUUAGUUAAAGCUUUAAGAAAAAAUUGAUGUGUAUACUGCUGUGACUGAAGAAUAAGUGAGAACUGAUACGUUUUUUUAUGGUUUUCAAUGCAACUGGUAUUGAAAGAGAAGAUUCUUAUCGAGAUUCGUGACCUGUAUAUUAAUUCAUAGAUGACGGAUGCUAAUCUCUAUGACUUAAAUUAGACGCUCAAUUCUGUUAUGUAGCUUGAAACUACAGGAUUUUUGUAAAAUCUUCCAUAUAUAAAUUUUUGAUUUAUGUGUUUGUAUAGAACAAUCAAACGUUAUUUACAUUACAAAAAUAUAGAUUAUAAAAAUUUGAUUGUUUAUACUUAGGAUUAUAAUUAUCUUUAUACGCCAGAACAAUUAAUUAAUUACAAAUAUAAAUUAUUGGUCUAUCAUGUUUUAUAAUCGAUAUGUUACAUCAUCUGGGCUAAAAUGCAUGAAGUAUACACAAAUUUUACUAACUUGUUUCUGUACAUAUUUAAAUAUUGAUAUUAAAAUAUUAAAAAAUAGAGCCUAACAAGAUAUAUAUAUUGAAUGCCAAAUAUUUGUCUCACACGAAUUAUAUCAUAAAAAUGUGGGAAUGUGUAAACAUUUUACAAUUAAACAGAGAUUGUACAUAUUUUUCAUGUCUAUAAUAAUGCACUACAGUGCAUAGUUUAUUAAUACAAUCACUCAUUAUUUUUUAAAUCUGUAAUAUACAAAAUGAAAACACUUGCUUUUAAAUUUCAGUAAGAUUAUAAACAAUAAUGUAUUGUAUAAAUGAAUUCAAUAUGUAAAAAUUAAAGAAAAACAGAUGUUUUGAGAAACAGGAAUGUAGACUGUAACUUAAUCUUCUUCCUUCUUCUUUCUUCUUCUAUAUAAGUUUGUAAACAAUUGAUAGGUAUUCAAAAAAUUUUGUAAUGUUCAAUUAAAAAUACAUUGACAUUUUUAUUCAUAA
This is a messenger RNA of Bombus terrestris (buff-tailed bumblebee), 2408 nucleotides long. Its product is annotated as mitochondrial import inner membrane translocase subunit TIM44. The record is from RefSeq and is a predicted model, not a curated record. Gene Ontology annotation, cellular component: mitochondrial inner membrane. NCBI's taxonomy places the organism in Eukaryota, Metazoa, Arthropoda, Insecta, Hymenoptera, Apidae. The transcript has 7 exons. Gene Ontology annotation, molecular function: protein-folding chaperone binding. Gene Ontology annotation, biological process: protein import into mitochondrial matrix. The coding region runs from base 78 to 1448 and encodes 456 amino acids.